Molecule: messenger RNA, 4012 nt
Organism: Chara braunii
Lineage: Eukaryota; Viridiplantae; Streptophyta; Charophyceae; Charales; Characeae
Source: the annotation of a GenBank genome assembly
ACAAGGCGGUCAAGGGGGCGGACGUGGAGUCAAUUGGAAUGGGCAAGGCGGAAAUGAUAGGCCAAGGUUCGAUUGGAGAAAUGUCAUUCGCCAUCAUUGCGCACUAAAAGGGCAUAGCUUCAGGUUUUGCCAAAUUCGGAAAGUAGAUGAGGGAAAUGGCCUUAUCUCGACGAACAUGGACGGAGAUGUCUAUGAUAUGCAUGGGAAAUAUAUUGACCCUAACAUUGCAGGUGGUAUGCGCAAGGAGGCGCUUCGUCGAGCCGAACUAGGUCCGCCACCACUGACCAUGUUCCGACUCUGGCAAGAGGAAAAUGUCAGGUCAACGAUAAAAGUGGAGGAACUGGCCAAUAAUGAGUCCGAAGAGGACAUCAGGAGGGAAGAGUCAGUCGUGAUAGAAGAGGAGGAGGAAGAAGAAUCGUAUUGCCAAGGAAGGACCAUAGAUACCAUGGAGCGAAUGGAAGACCUCGUGGAGAAGAUGCAGAGGUUGAAUUUGAAAAUGAGGUCCAUUUGCGACGAGGUGGCGAAACCAAUGGUUUACUUACUAGGCUCAGAAAUAGGGCCAUCGAGUGUCAAACUGGCUCGUCAGACCUUGGGAUCAACCCCGGGAUCAGGCAUUACAUUCCGACCUCCUCGAGGGCAACCCACAUUCCCGCAAGCAGUAUGCACGAGAAGUAAGAAAGGAAAUCCCAGUAGCAGUCAGGAACCUCCAAGCGAAAGUCAACCUCGUGAGAAGGAGUCAGUUAUCAAUGUGGGGGAUAAAGGCAAAGAGGAUGAGGAAGAUGAGCGGCUAAGGAAGGAAGAGGAAGAACAAGCUGCUCAACGUGCAAAGAAGAGGAAGCCGGAAGAUAGGUCAGAAAGAGCAGCAAAAGGAGAAGGCUCGCGAAAACAAAAAUAUGGAGUACCAUUGGAAGAUGGCCUGGAUUUUGAAGCCUUGGUUGAUAGGCUUCUGGAAGGGCAUAAUGACCUGCUUAACUUAAAGGAUAUCCUCGCCUCUGCGCCUAAGCUUAGGGAAGGAUUCAAAACACGACUCUCUUGUCGAAGGGUGGUGAGCGUGCGACUAGGAGAUCUCAUCCCUGCCGAGGCUCAUUGGGCGGUUUCUGGGACGGAAAUGGAUUGGAAAUCGGUCGGGACUGGGAGUGUGAACCUGAGUAUAAAGGGUAAGCCGUGUAGCGGAAUGCUAGAUACAGGAGCGGAGAUGAAUAUCAUCAAGGAAUCUGACGCACUCCGCUUGGGGAUGGACAUCGAUCGAAUGGACUCAGGAUUCCUCUAUGACGCAAGUGGGAGAACUCCUUUUACUGGGACGGCAUCGAAUGUGGUGAUUGAAAUCGGGAAAGUGAAGAUAGUGUCGUCAUAUGGGAUGGCGGAUCCCAUUGCUGUAGAGCCUUUGAGAGAAAGAAUAGUGGAAGAUUCCGGCGAGGGAGAAGUGGAGCUCGUAUAUCGAUUACCGGCAAGGACAAAGACCUUCCGAGUAGGAGAAGAUCCGAUGGCCAUAGAAAGUGGAGCUUACUCAGUCGACGCUCAAGCAAGGUAUGCGGCAGAUGUCAGUUUCCUCGUCAACUCAAUUGUCCAAGUGCACGAGGAUGGAGAAGGGAGUCAAGACCCUGUUAGAGAUAUGGAAGAAGACGAGUUUGAUGAAGGAGAGAUAACGGACGCUUUUCGCGCAGAUGAGUACGAAGGCGUCUACCGUGAACUAGGUUUGCUUCUCUCAUGUGAGAUCAGAGAGAGAGAAGCAACUAAGAACGUACUCGAGAUGCGUCCUCGCUUUUUAGUCCGGGAUGGACACCUUUUCAUCAAAAACGAGGUUGGCAACCCGAGGAGGGUGAUCUGCGGCCGAAAUCGUCAGAUAGACGUUAUAACUGCACUUCAUGAUGGGCCCGCAGGUGGUCACAGAGCAUUUGCCUUGACAUAUGCGAAGACGCUUGAGCUUUAUUAUUGGGAAGGAAUGAGCGAGAUGAUUCGCAAGUAUUGCGAGUCGUGCGUUCCAUGUCAAAUAAGGGCGUCGACUAUGUAUAAAGAGUCAUUGCACCCGCGGAUUGUGCGAGAUGCAGGAGCAGUGGUCCAUCUGGACCUACUGGCAAUGCCUCAAGGAGUGGGCGGCUACAAUUACAUCUUCGACGGGCGGGACAAUCUUACGGGGUUUGUUGAUGGGCGAGUCAUUCGCAGUAAGACGGGCGAAACAUUGGCUUUGUGCAUCUCCGAGUAUUUCCUGAGAUAUCCUUUCGUAGUGGAAUUCGUGAUGGACAGGGGGUCAGAGUUCACUUGUGGAGAAGUGCGAACCUUGUUGCAAGAAUAUGGCGUACAAGCCAGCUACACGACUAGGGCACAUCCGCAAGCGAAUGCACCAAUUGAGAGAGUGCAUACCACCAUCACGAAUCUACUGGCGAAAUGGACGAACGGCAGGGAGAAUCAGUGGCCUAAGCAUCUGCGCGCGACAUUCUUCGUCGAAAAUAUUACGAUUAAGAGAUCCACGAAGUACGCGCCAGCAACGCUAUGGUAUGGAAGGCAUGCCACCCUCCCGAUAGAGAGCUUUCUGAAGACAUGGAGGAGGCAGGAUAUGGAAAGCACCUUGUCCUUCGAGGAAUUGCUGGAUUUGCGGGCCAGACAAGUUGGCAUCGCAGAAGAGAGGAUCCAGGAAGCCGCAGAUCGAGUAUCGGACAAUCGACUGGAGGACAAGGAGAGGUGGGAUCUCCUUCUACGAGUCAGGAAGGAGCCAUUGGAAGUCGGAGACGUGGUGCUGCUGUAUGACUCAUCGCUAGAGAAGCAGUGGUCGCGCAAGUUGGACAAGUGGUGAGAUGGACCGAGGCGCAGAGGGUUAGGCAGGUACGGCACUGGGUUGUCCCGGAUCUUAGACAUGAGAGGGUCCAGUCUCGGUCCUCGGUCAGAGCCGGCAGUGGAGGAUGAUGAGAGAGGUGCGAUGGGACCCUCAUCAUUGGAUGGAUCGUCGUUACUGAAUGAGAGUCGAUUGGCUGAGCAGCCAACUGAACCUGAGGGUUCAUUGACUGCCCAACUAUAUGACAUGGAGUCUCCUAGGAUGCAGAUGCGACAGGAGGUAUCCCAACCCUCGCCCAUGGACAUGGAGACAGAGCGAGUUGAGGCCGAGGUCUUAGGGCUAGAUAGAGAGGGUCUCAUAGAGGACAUGCAGACCCAACGAGUGGAGACGUCACCACUAGACUUUGGGGAUACUCCACGACGAGAUGGUGAUCAGGCUAAGGCCAGUAUGAGGGAGCACAUUGAGGAGGAGGUUAGGAUGAGGAGACGGACAGGAGAGGAGUCUAUGCCUGAGGGCGAGCGUACGCAGGCGGAGGAGGGGCUUCAGGCGAGAUUGUUGUCUGAUGCCUCAAUGCGAGAGUUGGUGGGAGUGAUGGAGCAUGUCAGGAGACUCACGCAGACCGAGGUUGCACGAGGAGAGGUGCUUCAGGGUGCAGUACAGAGGAUCGGUGCUCUGGAGCGGGAGAACAAAGGACUGAGGGACACGGCCACGACAGAUGUGGUCGACGGGAGGAGAACUGAGGAGCAGCAGAUUCCUAUUGGACAGGCACAUGUCUCUCAUGAGGUAGAGCCAGGUGGAGUGAGACUGGAUAUCCCACGGCGAGACUCACCGACAGCGGAGCCACUUGGGGCUAUGGGGAUGACAUGUGAGGAGGCAGCAGUCGUCGACAAGCUCAUGCUUGAGCCAGACGAGAUCGAGAGGAGGAGAGAGGCAGAGGUACGAGGUUUGGACUGGGUCCCUCCCUCAGAGUUGGCGGUUCAGAGGGAUGCAUGGCGAGGAUUGGGUGGCAGACAUGACGAGCGAGAGAGAGUUUCAGAGCUACGAGAUGUCAUGCCACAGGAGGACACGAGCGGGUCAGCAACAGUACUGCCGACGACUCUGCUGCUUACACCAUCUCCAGUUUUGGGGUUGAUGGAUAAUGCACCUCCUUUCUUCAGGGUCUGAGAGAUGUGACGAGGAGGCGACGACUGAGAGAGCCUUGAGGAUGUUGAGUCCUGAUACAGUCGACAGAGCCGUACAUGA